AUGAACGCCUCCACCGCCGCGGCCGCCGUGCCUCGCGGCCACGUGCAGCGCCGUGUCUCCGGCCCGGUUCUUCGCCCCGAGCACGUCGUGCACGCCCCGCAGCCGCAGCCGCCGCCAGGCCUCCUUGACGUCGUCGUCGCUGUCAUCGUCGUCCUCCCUGCUGGCGAUGAGCCGGACGAUGACGGCGACGGCGUCCGCGUGCCCCGCCCUCGCCGCGAAGUGGAGCGGCGUGUCCUGAGCGGAGGUCAGCGAGGAGAGGAGGUCCCGGUCACGACGGGCGAGUUCGGUGAUCAGGCCGCAGCGGCCUUGCCCGGCGGCGAUGUGGCGCUCUGCCGUCACCUCGCGGGUGCUGCAGCUUCGUCCGGGAUGACUGGCUGA
Molecule: messenger RNA, 378 nt
Organism: Miscanthus lutarioriparius
Lineage: Eukaryota; Viridiplantae; Streptophyta; Magnoliopsida; Poales; Poaceae
Source: the annotation of a GenBank genome assembly